UCCCCGACGGCCCCGCGUGCAAGUCUCCAUUGUGGAUGUGCAGUGCUGUGUGUGUGUGAAGUGCAGUGUCUAGUGCAAAGUGCAGUGUUGUGUCAAAGUGUUGCUCGUUUUGGAUCGCUUCGUCGUCCGCCGAGGCGACGGUCUGCCGUGACCUGGAGGACGUCAUCACCCACCCCUCGUCAGGGCCCGUGGUCGGCGCGACCUGGACAUGGCUUCCUGACCCCCGGCCGCCCCGCGGCGCCUCCCCCGACCACCCCGACCCGCUGGGCGACGGCAAGGAUAUGAUUAGCAUGGAGUUGCCCCCGGGCCACCAGCUGCACCACGGCAUGGGCCCGCAGCUCGUGGACUCGCUGCACCAACAGCACCUGCAGCACCACCAACAACACCACCAGACAGAUGACCACGGAAUGAGUCAGGACGGUCACGGGGGCGUCAACCAGCUGGGCGGCGUGUUCGUCAACGGGCGGCCGCUCCCCGACGUGGUCCGGCAGAGGAUAGUGGAGCUCGCCCACAACGGGGUGCGGCCCUGCGACAUCUCGAGACAACUCAGGGUGUCUCACGGCUGUGUCUCCAAGAUACUAUCUAGGUACUACGAAACGGGCAGCUUCAAGGCGGGCGUGAUAGGCGGCUCCAAGCCCAAGGUGGCCACGGCGCCCGUCGUGGACUCCAUCGCCAACUACAAGCGGGAGAACCCGACCAUGUUCGCGUGGGAGAUCCGGGACCGGCUGCUGGCCGAGGGCAUCUGCUCGCAAGACAACGUCCCCUCCGUGUCCUCCAUCAACAGGAUCGUGCGGAACAAGGCGGCCGAGAAGGCCAAGCACGUCCACAACCAGCAGCAGGCCGCGCAGCAGCAGGCCAAACAACAACACCACCACCGCCAACAACAACAACAGCAGCAACACCAACAGCAGCAGCAGCCCACGGCGCACCCCGCGCUGCCCGCGCUGCCGGACCACCAGCGCACCACGACCUACUCCAUCAACGGCAUCCUGGGCAUCCCCCACGCCUCGCCGCACGCCUCGCCGCACGCCGACCCCAACGGCAACAGCAUCAAGCGGCGACGCCACGACGACCACGACGAGAACAGAGACAUCCACGCCCACCCCGAGGACGACAUCAAGCGGCAAAGAACGCAGUACAACGGCGACCCGCUCUAUUCAAAUCUUUGGACGGGCAAGUGGAGUCUCAAGGACGAGCACAAGCUGCUGUCGGAGUUGGGGGGCGCAGGCGGCGGCGGUGGCGCCACCAACGGCGGCUCGCCGUACUACGACCCGCACACCUUCAGCACCGGGGCGCCGACCACGGACAUCUACGACUCCCUCCAACCCGGACUGCAGCAACAGUCACCCUACACCACCACCUCACUCGCCACCAGCGGUUCGCUCACGCCCUUGGCGCCCAUCAGCAUGCAGGAGAUGAAGCUUGGCGGCCUCGGCCUAGUCCUCGAGGCGCCCGGCCUGUCGCCCUACCACACAGAAGGCAGCCACUACGCCGUGUCCGGGGCCGUGUCCGGGGUGAACGGAGUGGGCGUGUCCGGAGUGCCUUCCGGCAGUGUGCCCGAGGAGCAACCCCCACCACCCUUGUCGCCCGGGGACCCCGCGCUCACCGUGCUGCAGCCCGCGCCCGGGUCGCCACCCCCCGGCACCCCCACGGCCGCCACGGCGCUGUACCCCACCAUGCUCCCCAGCUUCACGCACUACGUGGCGGCGGGCGGCGGCGGCGUGACCGGGGUGGUCGGAGGGGAGUACGCCUACACGUCGCCCUACUCGCAGUACACGUCCAGCUACGGCGGCUACUCGUACGGCGCCGGGGGCUCGCUCCUCAGUGCGCCGUUCUACUACAACAACCAGGGCGUGCAGCAAGCCCAGGGCGCCGCCGGGGGCCGCGUCGAGCUGGGCGGCGAGCUGGAGGUCAAGUCCCCGCUCGCGGCCACCAGGGCCAACUCGGGCGCGUCGGCGGCCUCGCCCACCGGGUCGGCGUGCUUGAAGCAGGAGCCCACGCUGCUCCACACCACGCCGACGGCGACGCCCGCCGACGCCACCCUGGGCCAGGCCACCAUGGGCCAGGCCACCAGCGGCCUGAUGCUCUAG
This is a messenger RNA of Thrips palmi, 2090 nucleotides long. RefSeq names its product paired box protein Pax-2-A (gene sv). Gene Ontology annotation, molecular function: DNA-binding transcription factor activity, RNA polymerase II-specific; RNA polymerase II cis-regulatory region sequence-specific DNA binding. Gene Ontology annotation, biological process: regulation of transcription by RNA polymerase II; anatomical structure development. Lineage: Eukaryota; Metazoa; Arthropoda; Insecta; Thysanoptera; Thripidae. The record is from RefSeq and is a predicted model, not a curated record.